AUAAAAUACUGCUAUCACUGAUGAGAUAAAAGUUUUGUUUUCUGUGCUUCUAUUAAUUUUUUCUGUUUUCUUGAUUCAUAACAAGGUGUUGUUUGUCAGAGAGUAUCUUUAUUAAUUAUAACGUAAUUAGUCAAAGUAAACAUGAUUGUCAAUGAAACAUGUAAUACGUCAUAAAAUUGUUUGUUUCGCAGUCCAAUACUUUAACCUAUGGUUAGUUUGUAAUCAAACAAAAUGUAUAACAGAAAUUAUACAUUAUGAAACGUUCAAAUUAUUAAAAUUAUCGUCUUAAAAUAUGAAUGUAUAUAAGUACUCAAUAUCGAAUUUUGCUCUGUCUAAUGAGCAGCGAGAUUUUUAUGAAACAAAUGGUUUUUUACUCGUUCAAAAACUAGUUCCAGAUUAUUUAUUGGACAGAUGCAAUGAACGUUUUCUUGACUUAUGCAAUGGAAAAAUUUGUCAAAAUGGAAUAACUUUAAUGAAAGAUAUUUCUCGUAUGAACCGAGGUUAUAAAGGAGAAAACUUAUAUGGUAAAGCACAAGAUAUAUUAUGGGAUGAUGAAUUCUAUGAAUAUGCCAGGUACCCAAAAAUGAUAGAUAUAAUUGAAAGUAUCAUCGGAAGAAAUGUUAUGGCUAUGCACUCAAUGUUCAUAAAUAAACAGCCAGAUAUUGGUACCAAAAGUUCAAGACAUCCCUCACAUCAAGACCUUCAUUAUUUUCCUUUUCGUCCACCUAAUUUAAUUGUGGCUUCAUGGACUGCUGUGGUGCCAGUUACUAAAGAUAAUGGCUGCCUUUAUAUUUUUCCAGGAUCCCAUACUGGAAAAUUGUUUCCUCAUUCUUAUCCUAAUCCAAAAGAAGGAGAAAUUAAUAAAAUGUAUUAUGGAAUUCAAAAUAAGGAAAUAAACAACCAGAAAUCAAUAUUUGUAGAAAUGAAUAAAGGUGAUACUUUGUUUUUCCAUCCCUUGUUAGUGCAUGGAUCUGGAAUUAAUAUCACACAAGAUUUUCGCAAAGCAAUUUCGGUUCAUUAUGCCUCAUCUGAUUGCCAAUACAUAAAUGUAGCAGGUUCAACGCAAGAAAACAUUCAAGAUGAAAUAAUGGAUAUACUUGCUAAAAGAGGCAUAAAAGAUGUUGACUUUUCAUUUGUUUGGAAAAUACGUUCUCGGUUAAUUAGAGGAACUAAAGCAAACCUAUAAUUUAAGUUAAGUGUUUUGGAGUUUAAUUUAUUUUUUCAUUGACUAAUUUUUAUAUAAUUUAUAUUAUUAUGAAAUUCUUAAUAAAUAUAAACAUAUCAUUAAUUUUUUUUGUUAAAAUCGUUUUUGUAUAAAUAAUUAUUAUUGUUAUUGUUAUUUUUAUUGUUUUAACUUGUUAUUUUUAUACAUAAUAUUAAUAAAAUUAUUUUAUUGAA
Molecule: messenger RNA, 1398 nt
Organism: Daktulosphaira vitifoliae (grape phylloxera)
Lineage: Eukaryota; Metazoa; Arthropoda; Insecta; Hemiptera; Phylloxeridae
Product: phytanoyl-CoA dioxygenase, peroxisomal-like
Exons: 8
Coding region: 293-1186 (297 amino acids)
Biological process (GO): fatty acid alpha-oxidation
Molecular function (GO): phytanoyl-CoA dioxygenase activity
Source: RefSeq, a predicted model, not a curated record